AUGUUUUCAUCGUCUCUAGGGACGGCCCUCGUUGGGGCAGUCCUUGCUACAAGCGUAGUAGCAUACCCUCCAGCUUACGCACCUGAAAAAUAUGCUGAUCGUAUCGAUUCUCACAAUGGUAUCUCUGCCGAUUUACAUGGCGGUGUCAAUGCCAGAACACUUUCAAACUUAAUCUGCAGUCAUGACAUUGGUUGCUCAAAGCAGAAUGAGGUUCUGUUAGAUACUGGAGUCAACGCCUCAUUGGAUGUCUUCGGUAUCCUUGACCAAGGUCUUGGUGCUGAUAUCGGAAUCAGCUUCGGAAGUGCAACAGGAGUUCAAAUCAAGUGUGUUGAUUGCCGAACAUGGGGUAGCGCCGUCGUCACAAACACAGUCGCCCAGAUUUCCGACAGCAUUAUCGAAGAGGCUCUCGAAUUCAUAGAACAUCCUUUCGAAACCAUUCUCGAGGCCGCAAGCUUGGAAUGUUUGAUCUCUUUGGAGGAGGUUGGAGGACAUAUCGAACUUGAUGUCUUCGCCGCUGAAGCCGCUACCUAUACUCUCAACAUUUUCGAAGCUGGUCUCGUUGCUAACGUUUCUCUCCUCGAUACUGUUUCCGUUGGUUUGAAUCUGUUCCUCGACUUGAUCAUCUCCGUUGAUGCAGAGGUCGACCUUUCUGCUGGUUUCGAAUUCUCUUUCCCAGAGGGUGCUUCCCUUACUGUUGAUCUCUUGGCCGGUGCCAUCAAAAACCAUGAUUUUGCCGGAGCCAUCAUGAACGACCUUCCAAUCGUCGUGCUUGCUGGUGAAGCUAAAUUCCAAGCUUCUAUUCGCGUAAGAAUUGAGGCUGGUACUACCAUCUCUCUUUUGGGAAUGGGAUACAGCUUUGAGCUUGGUGUAUAUGCCGAUAUGCUUCAAUACAUUGCCCAAAUUGGCAGCACUGCUGAUUGCUCUCUUUCCAUCACAGCUGAAUGCAAUGUUAACGUUGGUGCAUAUGCUUCUGCCGUCGCAAACCUUGACUUUGCCUCCUUCAGCGUUGCCCCAACUGCAUUCAUUACUUUGAAUGUUGCUACUCUUGCACCAAUUUGCGCUGCAAGACCAACAACAACCAUUGCUUUGGGUGCUGCAAUUACUGGAUCCGCUUCUAUUGGUGGUGGAGCUUCAGGAUCGUUAUCUGGCAUUGAAUCAGGCUCAAUCUCAGCAGGUGGUAUCAAAGCUUCUAUUACUGGUUCAAGCCCAUCUUCGUCUAGACACUACUCCAAUGGCACUAUCCCAACUGCUUCAUCUAAGGGAUCUUUGCCUAGCACAAUCACGGACGGAGCUUCAUUGACUACUUCUACUGUUUACGCUACCCAAGUUACAACCAUCACCAGCUGUGCCGCAAACGUUCUUCAUUGUCCAGCAACCCUUGCAUCUGUUGCAGUUAUUACCCAAACAGUCGUCGAUUACACCACCGUCUGCCCAGUUUCCGAGGCCGGACAAACUCCUUCAGUCUUGCCAUCAUUGACCCCCAAGGCCACCAUCAAAGUUCAACCAUCUGUCAUCCCAGCCACAGUCACCCUUACACCCAUUGCCACAGCAAGCACCUCUACUUUUGACGUCCCAACUUCAGCUGCUAUCUCUGUGACUCCUGUCGGUCCUGGUUUCCAAACCACUAACUUGGCUUCCAUCUCUUCAGCCUUGUCGACUGAACUCUUGGGUUCUUCUCCUUCGUCCCUUCCAGUUGGCUCGGGAAGUUUGACUGCUUCUAUUCCUGCUCAAAGUAGCGCUGGUGAUCUUAGUGGUAUUUCGGUUUUCCCAUCUGGUUCUUCUCCUAGUGCCUCGGUUUCUGGCAGUGGUUCGUUCCCAUCUGUUUCUGGCAGUGGUUCGUUCCCAUCUGUUUCUGGCAGUGGUUCGUUCCCAUCUGUUUCUGGCAGUGGUUCGCUCCCAUCUGUUUCUGGCAGUAGUUCGCUCCCAUCUGUUUCUGGAAGUGGUUCGCUCCCAUCUGUUUCUGGCAGUGGUUCGCUCCCAUCUGUUUCUGGAAGUGGUUCGCUCCCAUCUGUUUCUGGAAGUGGUUCAUUGCCAUCUGUUUCUGGAAGUGGUUCAUUGCCAUCUGUUUCUGGAAGUGGUUCAUUGCCAUCUGUUUCUGGAAGUGGUUCAUUGCCAGUUGCAUCAGCCUCAGCCUUAGGAAGUGGUUCAUCUCCAUCAGGCACUGCUGCUGCCUCUUUACCAUGUGUUUCAUCAGGCCCUCUUCUCUCGGGUCAAACUGCUUGCCCAGUAUCCGCUUCUACCCCAGCUCAAACUAGCGCUGGAGAUCUCAGUGGUAUCUCGGUUCUCCCAUCUGGCUCUUCGCCAAGUGCCUCGGUGUCAGGAAACGGUUCAUUCCCAUCUGCAUCUGCCGGAACUGGUUCAUCUCCAAGUGCUUCGGGCCCAGCAGGUUCUUCCCCAUCUGGCUCUGGAAGUGGUUCAUCGCCAAGUGCUUCCAGCCCAGCAGGUUCUUCCCCAUCUGGUUCUGGAAGUGGUUCAUUGCCAUCUGUAUCUGUCGGAAGUGGUUCAUCUCCAAGCGCCUCAGCUCCAUCUGUUUCUUCAACAGAUGCUUCAGGGUCCAGCGGGGUUUCUGCCACUGGUUCUUUGCCAGUUGUUUCGUCGAGCGGUGCUUCCCCAUCUUCCGUUGGAACUGGUUCAUUCCCAAUUGCCUCAGCUUCUGGAAAUGGCUCAUUCCCAAGUGCAUCAGCUUCUGGAAACGGUUCAUUCCCAAGUGCCUCAGCUUCUGGAAACGGUUCAUUCCCAUCCGGAUCAGCCAAUGUCCCAAGCCCAUCUAGCGCUUCUGAUCUCAGUGGUAUCAGCGUUACCGGAGGAUCUGCGCCAUCUUCCUCUCCAGCUCUCACUUCAUCCGAAACUGUUUACACCACUGUUAUCGUUGACUCAUACACUACAGUUUGCCCUGUCACCAUGACUCAGACUAGUGGAGGAGUAACCAGUCUUUUGACCUCUUCUACUACUUCGACUGUUUACACCACUUCGACUGUGGUUGGUACAAGCACUAUUACCACGGUUCCUUCAGGAUCGUCCCCAUCAGGAGCGUCUCCAUCAGGUACUUCUGAUCUCAGUGGUAUUAGCGUUACUGGAGGGUCUUCCCCAUCAUCAUCUGAGACUGUCUACACAACAGUUGUUGUCGAUCAAUACACAACAGUUUGCCCUGUUACCAUGACUCAAACUAAUGGAGGAACUACCAGUGUCUUGACUACCUCGACCAUUUCUACUGUCUACAGCACUACGACCAAGGUUGCCACUAGCACUGUUCAAGUUCCUGGCCCAAUUAUUUCUUCCCUGGCUGCAUCUACAUCUGAGACCGUCUACACAACAGUUAUCGUCGAUCAAUACACAACAAUCUGCCCAGUUACUUUGACUCAAACCAACGGAGGAUCUACCAGUGUUGUAACUUCAUCCAGUAUCUCUACCGUCUUCACCACUUCGACCGCUAUCGGUACACGCACCACCACAAUUUACCCUUCCGCAACUUCAGAUCUUAGUGGUAUCAGCGUUACUCAAUCUGGAAGCCCUUCAGUUACUGGCCCAGUUGUCUCUCCUCCAGCUCAAUCAUCUGAAACUAUCGUUACAACCGUCAUCGUUGACUCUUAUACUACAGUCUGCCCAGUAACUCUCACUCACACCAGCCAAGGUACUACCAGCCUUGAGACAACCACCAGCUUGUCCACUGUUUAUAGUACCUCGACUCUUCUUUCCACGAGUACUAUCACCCCAACCCCAAUCGCCCCAACACCUGCUGUUUCUCAAGGUCUUUCGACACAAAUCUAUUCAACUGUCUCAGUUGAAUCAUACGUCACAGUCUCAUCGCUUACUUUGACCAAGACCAGCCAAGGAGUUACUAGUUUGGAGACAACCACUAGAUAUUCAACCAUUUCCCUCUCCUCGACACGUUACAUUACGAAGACUAUUGCCAUUCCAAGUCAAGGAACUUCUUCCCCAAUUGCAAGCGGCUCAGUUAUCGUUCCACAAGGUAGUGCCCCAGCUUCUGCACCAUCUUCUGCACCAUCUCCAUCUCAAUCAUCUACUUCUCAGGAUUCCGGAGUGACUGGUUCUUCUCCAGCUGCUUCUGUGGUUUCUACUCAAGGUGUCCCAACCGCUUCCUCACCAGCCGCUUCCUCACCAGCCGCUUCCUCACCAGCUGCUUCCUCUCCAAUCGCUUCCUCACCAGCCUCGUCCACACAGCCCGGCUCUGGUUCAGGAAACUCUGGUAGCCAAUCUCCAUCCCUCGUUGCUAGUUUGACUGCCCCAACUGCCAGUGGAACACAGGUUUACAGCACUGUAACUGUCAUUCCCCUUGCUUCUAUUGGUUCUCAAUCAGCCAGCUCUGCCCAAGGUCAAAGCACUCCUCCACCAGCCGUUGGAUCUUCUUCGCCAUUAAGCUCCGUUGGUAUUCCAUCAGGAAGUGCAGGUUCUUCAGAAUGCGCUCAACCAUCCGUCAUUACCAUUUCCGCUUCUCCUUCUUUGAUCACUGUUACACAACCUGCCUCUAUCAUUACCGUCACUGAAACCGCAGGUCUUGGCUCGCCAUCAUCUGCUCCUGGUUACCCAGGUUCCCCUGCAGUCUCUGUUUCUUCUGGAAUUCCAGGCCAAGUUGUUUCGGUUUCCUCUUCCUCCGCUCAGGGCAUUUCAGUUGGUUCUUCGACUGUUAUCAUCCCAGGUGCUUCAUCAACUGUUGUCAUCCCAGGUGCUUCAUCAUCUGUUAUCAUUCCAGGUGCUUCAUCAUCUGUUAUCAUUCCAGGUGCAUCAUCCACUGGCGUCAUUCCAGUCUCAGGUUCCUCAUCAACUGUUGUCAUCCCAGGUGCCUCAUCAUCUGUCAUCAUCCCAGGUGCCCCAUCAUCUGUCAUCAUUCCAGGUGCCUCAUCAACAGCCAUCAUUCCAGGCCCCUCAUCCACCAACGCCAUCCCAGCCUCCGUCCCCUCAUCCACCAUCAUAAUCCCAGGCCAAGGCGGCUCCACCUCCACCCUCAUCAUCCCAGGCCAAAUCAUCCCCACCGCCACGCCCCUCUACCCCUCCGGCUCCUCAAACAGCACAUCCGGCUACUACGCCAGCGGAACCGUCUCCCUCUCCACAUCCUCUUCAACAUCCACCUCAAGCAUCUCUUCCAAAUCCAGCUCCAGCUCCAGCAAAUCCACCCCUCAAUCCUCCGUCCCUCCCACCACCCACACUUCCCCAGCAGGUAGCCCCCAAACCGCUACCCCUAGUAUGAUCGUCACGGGUUCUGCUAGCCGCUCUAGUAUUUCCCUCUCUUUCAUCGCCGUGGUGAUGGGACUUAUUGCUCUUUUGUAA
Messenger RNA from Sclerotinia sclerotiorum 1980 UF-70, 5286 nucleotides. RefSeq lists its product as hypothetical. The transcript is spliced from 3 exons. The record is from RefSeq and is a predicted model, not a curated record. NCBI's taxonomy places the organism in Eukaryota, Fungi, Ascomycota, Leotiomycetes, Helotiales, Sclerotiniaceae. The coding region runs from base 1 to 5286 and encodes 1761 amino acids.